Musca vetustissima is the source of this 699-nucleotide messenger RNA. RefSeq lists its product as uncharacterized. Bases 1 to 699 code for a protein of 232 amino acids. Gene Ontology annotation, biological process: axon guidance. The record is from RefSeq and is a predicted model, not a curated record. The transcript is spliced from 2 exons. Lineage: Eukaryota; Metazoa; Arthropoda; Insecta; Diptera; Muscidae.
AUGGAUCCAACAACAGAAGGCUGCGCGGCUGAGGGUGAUCGCACCAACAAUACCGAUCCCGUUGAGGUAUGUCGCAACUGUCCACCCAACUAUGAGGUAGAAUCUUUACCCUCCUACACAAUAGUAUCGGGUUUACCCACCUACGAUGAUGCAAUUGAAGAGUUCCGCAAAGCGGGCAUAAUACUCACUCCGCCUGUGCCGAUAAUAAAAAUUUUCGAAUCGAAAGAUUCCAAAGAUAUACUCAAUAUUGAAAAUGGCAACAGCAAUGGAGAUGGUGAUAAUAUAUCGAUAAAUUCCACCAAUACCUGUACAUGUGGUGCGAACAAUAAUAAUGCGAACCAACAAAGCAAUAUUAACAUUCCGACAAAUAUUAGUACUAACAAUUUGCUAUUGACACCCACAAAUAGUACCCCAUUUAUUGAAUUGACACCGGAACAGUUGGCCCAUUUAUCACAGAAGAGAUUGUCGCUGCAAAUUGCAUUUCCCCAGGUGCCGCAGGCACCUUUGGUUGGACAAUUCCGUCGUCAUUCAAGGCCACGCAUUGAUAUGCGUAAUAAUUUGCUGAGAUCACGUAUUGCAAAUAUCCCCGCCUUCGAGGGUCUACCAGAAAUACAUCGCAGCUCGUCGACUUUUUCGCUAGCCAAUGAGCGGAAUCUAAAUAUGGCUUUACAUAUGCAACAUCGUGGUUCCUUGUUUUAG